GUACUAUUUCUCUCUCACACAUCUCCAAAAUCCCUAGAAACGAACCCCUAAAAUCCUCUCUUUAUCUAUCCUCUUCUCUUUCUUCUUCUUCUUCUACAUUUUGAAGCUCAGAUCUCAACGAGGGAUUUGAGCCAUUUUUCUGCAAAAAAAAAAAAAAAACCCCAAAAAAUCGGCAUUUCAUAGAAGAAUUUCGGCAUUUUGUUGAAUCAGAUGUCUCGCAUAUGAGAUGAAGAGCGAUACCCAUUUCACCAUUCAUUCUUUGCUGCAAAUUUUCCUCUUCUUUGGCACUCUUUUGUGCCUAGCUUCUUCUGAAGAGCUUCUUCAAGUUUCCGGCCAUGGCGGCGGCGGUGGACUGACCGAUGCUGAAGCUCACUACAUCCGUCAACGGCAACUUCUUUACUACAGAGAUGAAUUUGGCGACCGUGGUGAAGAAGUCACCGUUGAUCCUAAGCUGGUUUUUGAAAACGACAGGCUUAGAAAUGCUUACAUAGCUUUACAAGCUUGGAAGCAAGCGAUUCUAUCUGACCCUUUGAAUCUUACUCUUAAUUGGGUUGGAUCUGAUGUUUGUAGUUACAAAGGGGUUUUCUGUGCUGAGGCGCCGGAUAAUUCCUCGAUCCGUACGGUCGCCGGAAUCGACCUUAACCAUGGCGACAUUGCCGGCUACUUGCCGGAGGAGCUCGGCCUUCUUGUGGAUCUUGCAUUGUUCCAUAUCAACUCCAACCGGUUUUGCGGCACUGUGCCUCACAAGUUUAAGCACUUGAAGAUGCUGUUUGAGUUGGAUCUGAGCAACAAUCGCUUCGCCGGAAAGUUCCCUCGGGUGGUUCUCGAGCUGCCGGAGCUGAAGUUUUUGGAUCUGAGGUUUAAUGAGUUUGAAGGGACCGUUCCUAAAGAGCUUUUCGACAAGGAUUUGGACGCUAUUUUCAUCAACCACAAUAGAUUCCGGUUUGACUUGCCGGAAAAUUUCGGGAACUCGCCGGUUUCGGUGAUUGUUCUUGCGAAUAACAAAUUUCACGGCUGUGUGCCGGGGAGUAUUGGGAAUAUGACGAGGUUGAAUGAGAUUAUUCUGAUGAAUAAUGGGUUUCGGUCGUGUUUGCCGCCGGAGAUUGGGUUGCUGAAGAAUCUGACGGUGUUGGAUUUGAGUUUUAAUGAGUUUCUUGGGGCGUUGCCGGAGACGAUCGGUGGAAUGGUGAGUUUAGAGCAGCUGAAUGUGGCGCAUAAUUUCUUGUCCGGGAAGGUUCCGGAGAGUAUCUGUAAGUUGCCGAAUCUGAAGAACUUUACCUAUUCGUAUAAUUUCUUUACUGGAGAAGCGCCGUCGUGCUUGGCGUUGCCGGGCUUUGAUGAUCGGAGGAACUGUAUUCCGAAGCGGCCGGUGCAGCGUUCGGAGAGGCAAUGUAAGUCGUUCUUGUCUAAGCCUGUGGAUUGCAGUUCUUUUGGAUGUCCUUCUUAUGUUGCUCCGUCGCCACCUGUGGUGGUGCCUUCUCCGCCACCUGUUGUUGUUUCAUCUCCGCCGCCACCUGAUUGGGAUUCACACCCCAUUUACCGACCACACUCUCCUCCCCCGCCUCCACCUUCCCCACCUCCGCCUUCUCCACCGCCGCCUGUCUACUCUCCUCCCCCACCACCACCUUCCCCUCCUCCGCCCUCUCCACCGCCCUCCACCACCAGCGCCGGUGUAUUGUAUCCGACCACCACCACCCCCGCCUCCACCAAACUCUCCCCCACCUCCACCAAAUUCCCCACCUCCUCCUCCAUUAUUCUCUCCACCCCCACCUGUUUACUAUUACAAUUCACCGCCACCGCCCAACUCUCCACCACCACCACCAAUGUACUCUCCACCACCACCACCAAUGUACUCUCCUCCGCCACGGCCCCACUCACCACCUCCUCCACCGCAUUCACCACCACCUCCAAUCUAUCCUUACCUAUCUCCCCCACCUCCACCUGUCUAUUCCCCUCCUCCACCUGUCUAUUCCCCACCUCCACCCAAUUCACCCCCACCACCACCGCCAUGUAUAGAGCUACCCCCACCACCACCGCCGCCAUGUAUAGAGUAUCAUGAACCCCCACCUCCACCAUCACCAUCACCACCGCCACCCAUCCAAUACCUUCCCCCACCAUCUCCUUCCCCCCCACCACCACCGCCACCCACCCCAGUUUUCCAUUCACCUCCCCCACCAAUUUAUUACUCUCCACCACCACCGUCACCGCCGCCGCCCUCAUCCCCACCACCAUCACCCGUAUACGAAGGCCCAUUGCCACCAAUCUAUGGAGUUUCGUACGCCUCUCCUCCACCUCCACCCUACUAUUGAUUCUUUUAAGAAAUUUUCCUCCUCUAACCUUACCUCAAACUCAACCACAGAAGAAGGAGAAAUUUACAACACCAUGCCCUCGUUUAUCUUCUUCAUUGUACUGAAAUUUCCCAAAUCUUUUCAUUAUUCUUCCCCUUUCAGCAAUGCUCAUCGCUCUCUGGGGAAGAAUAAUCAAACUUUUAAGGAUUAUAUUUAUUUCUGCAA
Messenger RNA from Cucurbita pepo subsp. pepo (vegetable marrow), 2513 nucleotides. RefSeq names its product leucine-rich repeat extensin-like protein 4. Gene Ontology annotation, molecular function: protein binding. NCBI's taxonomy places the organism in Eukaryota, Viridiplantae, Streptophyta, Magnoliopsida, Cucurbitales, Cucurbitaceae. The record is from RefSeq and is a predicted model, not a curated record.